AUGCGCAAGUUCCUCAAGCCCCGGCCACACUCCGAGUCACGGCUGGCUUUUUCUCUUAAGGAUCACCAGCCAGCAGAAAAAUCCCCGUCACCAUCACCAACCCGCGAGUCAUCGAAAGCAACCCCGGCCAAUAACGAGCCCGCGCUGAGCCAGGCACCGCGGGUCUCAUGUGAGAGCCCCUCGCUCUCGCCCCGGUCAUCUACCCUCUCACCUGUCUCCGAAGCGCCGACAAAUUAUUCUUCCUCGCUGCUGUCACAAACCGCGGCAAGUGGUGCCACGGCAGCAGAGGAAAAACCAGCCCCGAGCAGCCCAUUGGCGAACCGUUUCCCGAACCGCAUGAACUCGACCAUCCGAGCUGUUUCAAGCUUCGAGGAUAGACCAGUACCAGUAGAGAGGAGUCAACAACAGCAAUCACAGCAGCCGGCAGAGGAGGAUUUGAGUACAGAGCUUGGGACACAGCCGCAGUCUACACCGAGAGACUCUGCCUUUUCCAGCUCGAUAAAUAGCACUGUCAGCAGCAUGUCGUCCGCCAAUUCGCAGAACGCCAAGGCGCCUUCCGGCGACCUCUCGAAGAAGACCUCGACCAGCAAGCUGCGGACCUCGCCCUCCAAGGACGGCCUGCUCGAUGCACCCACCCCGCUCACCAACACGGUCAAAACCCGCUCAAGCAUCCUCGACCUACAAGCGCAGCGCGACAAGAGCAACAACAGCCCCCCGCCGACCGCCCCAAUCGCGAUCCCAAAGCUCGAGCCUUCUUCGACGACUACCGCUCCCGACGCCGCAGUCCUCGGCACUAGCCCCGUCGAAAACGCCUACACCGCCACCGAAGCCCACCUCCAAAACGGCGGCUGGGACGGCUCCAUCGGCAAGGCUGGGCUGGGUAAAACCGGCCGCGUGAUUAACCGCUUGGUGACUGACAACGAGAACCUGAAGCGAGACAUUCAGAUCGAACGGUUGCGCGCCGAAGAAUCGCGGCAGGCAGCACGGUUGCUGGAGGAUAAGCUGGAGAGGGUCAUCGCUGAGUAUGAGAAGCGCUUGCUCGAGGCGAAUGUUACUAAGACGUUGCUUGCGCGCAAAGAAAGGCAGGUCGAGUCGCUUCAGGACGCGAUCGAGUUGGAAAGGAAGCGCGCCGUCGACGCGCAGAGCCGCGAGCAGCAGUGGAAGGAGGAGAUGGAGCGGACGAAGGCGGAGGCGAAGAGGCAGAUUGAGGAGGCGAAUACGUGGGCAGCAUUGUGUGAGGGACGGUACAAUGCGAUUAGUUCGCACUGGAAGGACCAGGGGGAGGAGGUCAAAAGGACGGUGACAAAAGUCCGGGUGGAGGUGGAUAAGCUUGCGGAGGAGAGGAGGCGGGAUGAUGAGAAGAUCGAGACGUUGCGGGAGCUGUGCGAUCAGCAGGAUGGGAAUAUUAGGGAGUUGAAGCGGCAGAAGGAGGAGAUUCUUGCGCAGUUUGAGAGAUAUAAGGCUGAGCAGGAGGAGGCGUUGAGGGAGAUUAAGAGGAAGGCGGAUGAGAGGGAGAGGGAACAGGGUAGAAUGCUGGAUGAGGCGAGGGAGGUACUGAAUAAGUUGAAGUGGGCGCUGAAUGUGAAGGAGACGAUUCCCUGGGCGCAGUAA
Molecule: messenger RNA, 1611 nt
Organism: Thermochaetoides thermophila DSM 1495
Lineage: Eukaryota; Fungi; Ascomycota; Sordariomycetes; Sordariales; Chaetomiaceae
Exons: 2
Coding region: 1-1611 (536 amino acids)
Source: RefSeq, a predicted model, not a curated record